Molecule: messenger RNA, 2125 nt
Organism: Onychostoma macrolepis
Lineage: Eukaryota; Metazoa; Chordata; Actinopteri; Cypriniformes; Cyprinidae
Product: zinc finger MYM-type protein 1-like
Exons: 2
Coding region: 369-1295 (308 amino acids)
Source: RefSeq, a predicted model, not a curated record
GAAAAAACUGCUCAAUCAGAAGACACCGAAAUGGCCUCCACCUCAGAGCUUAAGCCUACAAACCUUUCCGCAGUAGAUGAGCCUCCAUGCCAGCCAAAACUGCGUGAUUUUCCAGUCACGCAAACAGUAAGUGGAAAGAGGAGGAAUUCUUCUGCUAAGUGGUAUGACCGGUACACUUGGUUAGAGUACAGCAUCGCAAUGGAUGCUGUUUUUUGCCAGCCCUGUCGCCACUUUGAAAAGAUGCACAGGGGCAUUUUACUGACCUGAUUGAAAGAAACCGAACACAUAUCAAAGUUAUCAUUGACAUUUUGCUUUUCUGUGCGAAACAAGGCAUUGCACUGCGUGGUCACAAGGAAGACACAGAAGGCAUGAACAGAGGCAACUUUUUUGAGUUGUUUAAAGUGCUUUGUCAGUAUGACCCCGAGAUAAAACAACGCCUUGAUGAGCUUCCAGCUAAUGCAAAAAUGAUGAGUCCAGACAGUCAAAACGACCUCUUAGAAACUGCAGCAUCACUUCAAUCAAAAAAAAUCAGAGCAGAAUUGCAUGCACAGGCUGACACCUAUUAUGCCAUUUUAGCUGAAUACAAGGGCCACUCGAAGAAGGAACUAAUUGCUGUUUGUGUGAGGUAUAUAUUUAAUGGCAAUCUAAGAGAGAGAGCUGUUGGAUUUGUGGCAACAGAUCAUAUGACAUCCUCUGGCAUCGCUAACAAGAUUUUGGAAGUACUGGAACCACUGCAGCUGGAUCCUGAAUUGUGUGUGGGUUUCAGUUUUGAUGGAGCGGCAGUCACGUCAGGUGGGAGAGCUGGGGUGCAGGUGCUCCUCGAAAAAACUUUCCCCCAUGCAGUGUAUGUACGCUGCCACUCACAUCGCCUGAAUCUUGUUCUUUCAACAGCCUCAAAAGUUGCCACUUUUUUUGAUGUUAUAAAUUUACUGCACCAUUUCAUGACUGGAGCCAACAGACACGCACAGUUUCUACAGAUCCAAAAAGAGCUACACCCCAACAAACCCUGUCUGGAGCCUGUGCGCUCCACGGAUAUUAGAUGGAGUUCAAAAUCUGAGUCUGUGAGUCGAGUUUUGACUUUGUAUGACGUCAUAUUGAAAACACUGAGUGAGUUUGCAGAAGGCUCAGGCCAGACCAAAAUAGAGGAAGAGUCUCUCUUGCAACACAUACAGAGGAAGAGGUUCAUCUUUCUCCUUGUUGCAUUUUCUAAGCUGUUCAAUGCAAGUGAUUUUGCGACAAAGGCCCCAUCCGUUUCUGUUACUGAUUGUGUCCACAUGAUUGAGGGCCUAAAAUAAACUUUUGCUUUGUUUAGGAAUAAUUCAGACGGGGAAUUUGAGAGAAUCAUCGGGCUUGCUGAUGAUAUCAUGAUGAUUUCAUGUGCAAAACUGGGACAUAGUGGGCGCACGUAACAGAAAAUUACCUGCCAGGCUUUCCGACUCACAUGUGACCUCUACAGUGGGCAGGUGUGCGAUCAUUAGAAGUGACUUGGAUUUGCAAUCCUUGUGGAUUUCCAUUCUCGACAGACAGCUGAUGGAACUUAACAACCGUUUUCAGAGUGAUUCCUAUGGAAUAAUGAAGGCUGCUGCCUCCUUGCUGCCCGGAUCAGACACGUUUGGCCAGAUGGAAAUAUUACAGGUACCGUGCAAGCACUAUGGACUUGGAGUGGAAGGUCCUGAACUUACAGUAUUUGUGCAACUGCUCAAACGAAAGGUGGAUGGGGGUCACCUGUACCCAUCCUUAAUAGAAGUCUUAGACUCAUGUGAUAAAGACAUUUUUCCCAACAUGAACAGUUUACUGCGUGUUUUGAUCACAUUGCCGGUUACAAGCUGUUCUGUGGAGCGCUUGUUUUCAACAGUGAACCGAAUCAAAUCCAGCAACAGAGCAACCAUGCUCACAGAAAGACUAAACAGCCUCUCGUUGAUGUUUGAACGAGGACUCACAGAGACACUGGACCCAGAUGACAUAAUUGAGGCAUUCAAGGCCUGACCACGCCGUCUCGCCCUUUGAGCAGCUAACAGGCACUAUUAAAUGUACUGUGCGUUGUAGGCGAUCCUGAGUGUAAUGUAUAGUUAUAUAUUGUAUAUAGCUUUAUGGUUAUGUGCAGGCCCGGUUCUACUGUUGUGUG